ACACAGCUGAUACCUGGGGCAAGCUUCCAGUUUCAUCAGAUGCUGCACAAACAAACAUCACCACAUCACUAAGCUUACUUAGAUGACUCAUUUGAGAACAUACUGUAAUUGCACAGGUGUAUCAAAAAGAGAUGUCACUACUGAAGCAAGAUUUGUUGAUUCUGCACACCACCACCCACCAAGCAAACUAAUCAUAAAAGGAAGCCGUCUCACAGCAGUGUAACAAGUCACUUUGGUCCUACAGAGGGCACGACAUAGCUGCAAGCUCGAGAGGAGAUAAGAGAAGUCACUGGAGCUAAUAAGGAGCUGCCUGGACACCACCACUAUCAGUGUCUGCACUGCCAAUAACUGGCUUCCUUUUUUCCAGGUAUAGAUCAAACCCAUCAGGAAAUAUGACAUUUGAUGAAGAUUACAGUUGCCUAGUUCAUGGUGUUGGUUUCCUGGAUUUCACUGGAAACCCCUUUCCUUGUAAAUUGCUGAUAACAGGAGACACUGCAUUCCCUGUGGUGGUCACUCCUAGAAAGGAUGUGCUCGUUGCUGCCGCUCGAUAUGGAAAAGGAAGGAUGGUGGUCAUGGCUCAUGAGAGUUACCUGAACAUGAAGGAGUUUAAGGACUUUUUACAAAAUGUAAUAGCCUGGCUUUGCCCAACCCCUGAUUCUAUCAUUGGGAUACACAACAAACUACAUCUAAUUGCUGAGAUUAUCAGUACUGCUGGUCACAAAAUUAAAAAAACUAAUAGCUUGAUUGAGGGCCUGGGAGUGUUCUGUACCAAUGGUUAUGAUGACAGCCAAGCUCAGCAGAUCAUUUCAUUUGUGCGAGAGGGGGGAGGCCUGCUGAUUGGAGCUCAGGCUUGGUCAUGGUGUCAAGCUCACAAACAGGAAAAUGUUCUACACAAUUUUCCAGGAAACAAAAUAACAUCUGUUUCUGGGGUGUACUUCAUCAGCGGCACUGGAGAGAAAGGAAAAUUCUCUUUGACUGAAAAUAUGCCAUGGAGUUCCAUAUACACACAUUUUGACUUCUCAGUGGAUCUCAAGCAUCUCUUGGAUGGUGUAUCGAAUUUUGAAAUUGUUGGGCAGACAGUACCUUCAGAUUUACUCCUUCAUGGGACAUUAACAUUUCCAAUUGGGCAAACUGACAACAAACAGUGUUUUCUAGCUGGUGCCUAUUAUGGCAAAGGGCGUGUACUUGUGGCAGCUCAUGAGAGUUUCCUCACCAAGCCAGAACUAAAAACUUUCAUUCUAAAUGCGCUUUCAUGGCUUGAUCUAGGCCAGAAAAGAAAAAUUGGUGUUCACAAAGACCUGGGAAACUUUGCUGAGUUUUUGCAGAAUGAAAACAUCUCCUGCCAGGUAUCUGACUUCACCUCUGAGAUGAGUGUUUACUGCUGCCAGUCCUUUAGCAAUAAUGAAGUGGAUGAUAUCCAUCAGUUUGUUGCAGAAGGGGGUGGUCUCUUCUUUUCUAACCAUGCCUGGAAUUGGUCCUAUCAAAAUGUGGACAAAAAUGUCCUCAUUGACUACCCAGGAAACAAAGUACUGAAUAAGUUUGGCAUUAGUGUCCUGGAGAGAACCAUCCCUCAAGGCAAUUAUAAGGCAGCUUAUUCUGGUGGUGCUGCUAACCAGUAUCACUUCCUUGAAACCAUUUCACAGCUGAAAAUUCAAGAUGAGCCAAAAGUUCAGUUAAGCACCUGGCUCUUUAAACUCACACUGGAUAUCAACGCUUUCAAAAAGCUUCCAGUUUGUCCACUCAAUACUGCUUUUCAGUUACAGUAUAAAGAAUUAUUGGAAGAUUGUGAUACUUCUAAGACUAGCAAGCCAAAGCACAAAACUAGCAGUGCCAAACAGGCAUUAAUCCUGUGCUUAACACAUGAAGCUGAAGUCCUGGGGCAGGAGCGGGACCUAAAUAAUUAUGUGGAGAAGGAACCUUCAAUCACAGUGCAGAUUGAUGCUACAAACCCAGGUAAAAAUACCCACAGAAUCACUGGUCUCUACGUAGAUCCUAAAAAGAUGGCAGUUCUUGAGUUUCCAGAUUCAGCUGUUCAUCAGGGUCUUCAGGUGCAAAUUGGAUGCCAUUCGGAUAGUGUGUAUGCUGAAGAAUAUUGUCAUGCUCCCGUCAUGCACACAAUAUAUGUUCUUGAUCAGAGGGUUCCAGUAUCCUGUUUAUGGGGUGGCCCCCUACACAUAAUUGUGAAGGCUAAAAGCAACUUGGGUAAAAUCGAUGUAAAGGUUUAUGGAGCAGUACCAACCUCAACUGCUGUAAAGAAAAAAAUUACUCCUAAUGAAGAUUACCAAUUUCUGAUCCGUGGUGUUGGCUGUUUGGAUUUCUCUGGGGAUGCUACACCCUGCAAGCUGCUGCUAACAGGAAGUGCUGCACUUCCUGUAUUAGUGACUCCUAGAAAUGAUGUGCUCAUCGCUGCCUCUCGUUAUGGAAAAGGAAAAUUGGUGGCAAUCGCCCAUGAAAAUUAUCUGAACAUGAAAGAGUUUAUGGUUUUUAUUCAAAAUGCAGUAUCCUGGCUUUGUCCAAAUUCAGAAGCCAUCAUUGGGGUACACAGUUCCUUUGGGCAGCUAUCUGAAACACUCAGUGUCUCUGGCCAUAAAGUCCAAAUCAGUUCAAGCCUGACUGAGGGCCUGGGAGUGUUCUGUACUAGCGGAUAUGAUGACAGCCAGGCUCAGGAGAUCAUCUCCUUUGUGCGACAGGGGGGAGGCCUGCUGAUCGGGGCUCAGGCUUGUGAAUGGUCCAACUGCCACACAGAUGAAAAUGUCCUUCAGCAUUUUCCAGGAAACAAAAUAGCAUCUGUUUCAGGAGUGUACUUCACUAAAGGCUAUGGAGAAAAGGGAACUUUCAUUUUGAGUGAAGAUAUGCCAUCAUGUCCUAUAUAUACAGAUUUAAACUCAUCGAAGGACCUAAAACAUCUCCUGAAUGGUGUGCCACAAUUUGACAUCAGUGGGUCGACUGCCCUUUCAGAUCUUCUCCUCCAUGGAGCUUUGUCAUUUCCAAUUGGAUUAACUGACAAGAAACAAUGUUUUCUGGCAGCUGCAUAUUAUGGCAAAGGACGUGUGGUGGUGGCCACACAUGAAGGUUUACUCUUCAAACCAGAGCUGACAACAUUUAUCCUGAAUGUCCUGUCUUGGCUAGAUGAUAGACCGGACAGAAAAAUUGGUGUUCAUAAAAACUUGGGAAAACUUACUGAGCUUUUAAAAAAAGAAAACAUCCCCUGUAAUAUAUCUAACUUAGUCCCUGAUCUAGGUGUCUACUGCUGCACAUCCUACAGUGAUGCAGAAGCAAAGGCCAUCCAAGAGUUUGUUGCAGAGGGGGGAGGACUUCUUAUUGCUGGCCAUGCAUGGUAUUGGUUUUCUCAGAAUCCAGACUGUAAUGUCCUUACACACUACCCUGGAAACAAAAUCCUGAACAAAUUUGGUAUCAGUAUUUUGAAUAACAGGAUCCCUAAAGGUAGUUAUAAAUCUAUCAAUCCUGAUGAAGACAUUGAUCAGUAUAACCUUCCAAAAGCAUUUUACCAUCUAAAGAAUGAAUUGCAGAAUGAGUCUGAGUUAAAGCUGGCCCUGGCUGCUUGGUUGUUCAAAAUCAGACAGGACAUCCCUCAUUUUCUGAAGCUCCCAGCUAAACCUGUCACUAGAUCUAUACAGAGUGAUUUUUUAGAUGUGAUGCAGUCAUGUGCUGUACCUGAUGUCAGCAAGCAGUCUCCUGUAAAUAGCUGCUCCAAACAGGGGUUAAUCCUGUGUUUAACCAAUGAUUCUUAUGUCAUGAGCCAAAUGAAUGACCUAGUAAAGAAUCUGGAGCAGGGAGAUUCAGUCACAGUGGAGAUUGAUGCUACAAACGCAGGUACUGAUGCCUGGAGAAGCACUGGCCUCUACUUAGCUCCUAAGAAGGCAGCAGUUCUUGAGUUCCCUGCCUCAGCGGUGAAACAAGGUUUUCAGGUGCAGGUUGGCUGUCAUUCGGAUGACCUGAGCUCUAAGGAUGAGUAUUGUCGUGCACCCAUUGUUGUGCACAAAACGUAUGUUAUUAGUGAGAAGGUUUCAGUGUCCUGUUAUUGGGGAGGACUUCUGUACAUCAUUGUAAAAGCUAAAAGCAACUUGGGUACAAUACCAGUCAAAGUAUAUGGAACAGAACCAGCCCCAACCUUUAUAAAGGGUAAAACCAGUCUUGCAAACUGGAGAGAAUCAAUCUGCAAUUUGCCUGCUCCGUGGGCUGAGCUGAUUACAGAAAACAUUAUCUUGACCAUACCCUCAGAUGCUAUUCGCUCACUAAGUGACCCAGAAGCCCUGCUGUCUCUUUGGGAUAGGAUGAUGGUCGCUGUUACUGAGCUUGCAGUCAUUCCUGCAAAACUUCCACGACCAGAGAGAUUUGUAACAGAUGUGCAGCUUUCACUUGGUUGGAUGCACUCUGGUUACCCGCUAAUGUGCCAUGUUCAAUCUGCUAAAGAAUUGACUGAUGCUGAUGCUAUUCAGAGAACUGGAAUCUGGGGGGCAAUCCACGAGCUUGGACACAAUCAGCAGCAAUCGAAUUGGGAGUUCCCACCCCAUACCACAGAAGCCACGUGUAACCUUUGGUCUGUGUAUGUGCAUGAAACAGUUCUGGGAAUCCCACGGAAUCAAGCUCACCCCCAACUAAAGCCAGAAAACAGGACAUCACGUAUCCAAAGUUAUUUGCAGGAUGGAUCCAAUUUAAAGGAAUGGAGCAUGUGGACAGCAUUGGAAACCUAUCUACAGUUGCAAGAAGGCUUUGGCUGGGAACCAUUCAAGCAGCUAUUCAAAGAUUACCAGAGCAUGUUGGGCAUCAGAAAUGAAAACAAAUUUAAGAUGAACCUGUGGGCGGAGAAGUUCUCUGAAGCUGUGCAAACCAAUCUUGUUCCAUUCUUUGAGUCCUGGGGCUGGCCCAUUGAGGAAGCAACUCGCAGUAAAUUGUCUGCAUUACCUGUAUGGGAGAAGGAUCCCAUGAAGUCCUAUCUUAGUGCAAUUAAAUCAUAAUCAUAUGCUACAUUAUAAUUACUAUUUUGUCUGAACUUCUAUUCAAGUUUUCUGCCUAAAAUAAUGAUACAUUUGGGAUUAGUUUAAAGCCCUCUCCACAUGCUGGGAGAUGCUGGCCAAAUUAUAUAGUUUGCUAACCUUAAUGGGGUAGUUCACCUUUGUAUUAACUUUUUGUAUGAUGUAGACAGUGCUAUUGUGAUUGCAGUGGGUCUUAAAUAAAACAUUAAGGGGCCGAUUCACUAAAGGUCAAUAAAGUAAGUGCUAUUGAUAGCAUGCCUUAAAAAUUU
Molecule: messenger RNA, 5266 nt
Organism: Xenopus laevis (African clawed frog)
Lineage: Eukaryota; Metazoa; Chordata; Amphibia; Anura; Pipidae
Product: TRPM8 channel-associated factor homolog
Exons: 12
Coding region: 393-4979 (1528 amino acids)
Source: RefSeq, a predicted model, not a curated record